Aspergillus nomiae NRRL 13137 is the source of this 1815-nucleotide messenger RNA. Its product is annotated as putative DNA-directed RNA polymerase III RPC4. The transcript has a single exon. Gene Ontology annotation, cellular component: RNA polymerase III complex. Gene Ontology annotation, biological process: transcription by RNA polymerase III. Bases 1 to 1815 code for a protein of 604 amino acids. The record is from RefSeq and is a predicted model, not a curated record. NCBI's taxonomy places the organism in Eukaryota, Fungi, Ascomycota, Eurotiomycetes, Eurotiales, Aspergillaceae. Gene Ontology annotation, molecular function: DNA binding.
AUGCCCCCCAAAGCAGCCCCCCGCCGCGGCGCAUCCGCCGCAGCGGCAAACAGACGAACGAAUGCCUCCGAACCUAGCUCGAACUCCGCAACACCUGCACCGGGCGAGAAUGCCAGCGCCGGGCCGUCAGCCAGCAGACCGCCCGUCCAGCGACUGCAAUCAUUGAAGAAACGCACCCCGUCCGGCAGCAUCGGGCCCGCCGCGAAACCGCCGGCCCCGGGCGGGCCUGGCGAGCCGGCUAAGCCUACGUUGAAGUACAAACCGCGUGCGGUGGGGCGUCGCAGUAAAGAGGAGCGAGAGGCGAUUGAGAAACUCGAGGCAGAGCGGAACCGAGAGAGAUUGGCGGAGGCGGCGGUCAUUCAGCGCGGACGGGGAAAUCAUGGCCCGGGUGGUCGGGGCGGGUUUGGACGAGGUCGUGGGGGACAAUUUGGGUCUGCGAGCGGGCCUUUGGGGUCUAUGCAAGGCAGGCGGGGUCGGGGUGGUGGUCCGGGUGGGUUUGGAUCGAGGUUCAACGAUUCCAGGGCGUCGUCUAUGUCGAGGCGGAGUCGGUCGGUCAUUGAUAUUGGGAGUGGGGCGGUUAGUCGGGAUGUGUCAUCCGAUGAAAGUGACAAUGAGAUCCGGGUCAGCAUUGAUCAUAUCAAUCUGGACAGUGAUGAUGAGGAGGCAGAGCAGGUGGUCGAUAAGAAGAAGGGAAAGCUUGCGAUGAAGAAUGCGGAGGCUUCCGGGGAGAAGGGUCUACGGCCCAUUCGUGUGGAGAGACAUGAGCAUGAGGAACGGGUGGUCAGCGUCAAUAUGGAGUCUAGCUCGAGUAAAUCUGCCGAGCUCCGCCAACAAGCGCAAGCAAAGGCUGCAGAUGAUGGAGCUCUAUUUGUGCCAGAUGAUGAUGGUUCGUCUGGUUCGGCUACAGAGACCGAGACUGGGCCCCGGGUGAAACAAGAGCCUACGGAUGAUGACCAUGCUAUGGCGGAUGUCGUUCCCCAUGCGGAUGAGGGACUGACCACCGAUGAUGGCUUCCUGCCGGAGCAAAAGGUGAAGGUCCGCCGGAAGAUCUCUCGAGAGCCACCCGCCGUCAAGGAUCCUAAGAGUUUACUACGCACUAAGGAAGAUAUAGAAGAGUAUGAGAGACAUGUGCAAGACCUUGCGAUGGUGAAGGAUCUGUUUACGAAGGAAGAGCCGAAGGAGCCACAGCCCGAACAAGUUGAUGUUGAGUCUUCGGCGGAGGACACAGAGACGGCGGUGGCGGACGACGCGGAGAAGGACAAAGAUAAGGAAAAAGAAUCGGAAGAGGAAGAAGAUGAGUCUGCUAAGGACAAACUAUCCGGCCAGUUAUUCCUGAUGCAAUUCCCACCCAUGACACCCAAUCUGGUGCCAGAGAAUAGUGGUGAUAAAUCCGCUGCGGCGUCUAUAGAAGCUCCGGGUCAGGGUGCCCCCGAUGGCACAGCUAGUAACAACGGUAUUGCGCCACAGCAAACGGGAGUCAAACGCGAAGACGGCAUGGAGAUUCUCGAUGAAGCGGAUGAAUUCCAGCCCACGGAGCCUUCUAAGGUGGUCACCGCUACGGAUUGGCAGCUCAAGGCCGGACGCGUAGGCAAGUUGAAUGUUCAUGCAUCCGGACGAAUGACGAUGGACUGGGGCGGUAUCAGCUUUGAACUGGAUCGCGCCACUGCCGUUGACUUCCUCCAAGAAGCACUGAUUGUAUCCGCGGCCGCCGAUCCAGCUGAAGGGGGAGUUCCGGAAGAGGAAAACAGAGUAUGGGCUAUGGGACAGCUCAGCGGCAAGUUUACUGUGACGCCUGAUUGGGAGAAGAUGCUAUGA